Sordaria macrospora k-hell is the source of this 4191-nucleotide messenger RNA. The record is from RefSeq and is a predicted model, not a curated record. Lineage: Eukaryota; Fungi; Ascomycota; Sordariomycetes; Sordariales; Sordariaceae.
AUGCCCCCGGCGCAUUCACGACACCCGAGCGCUUCUUCGAUUACAUCAGGCCCCGGCCCUGUUAAUCGCGCGAUGCCGCCGCCUACAUCCCCUCCUCAGCAGGGACCGCCUCCUCAGGGCCCGCCGCCGCCGUCCCACCAGCAGCAGCUUCAACAACCGCCGUCGCAAGCGCAUCCGCAACAACAUCCCCAGCAACACAUGCAGCAACAACAACAUCCGGGUCCUCAUCAACAGCAGCAGCAGCAGCAACAGCAGCCACCGCAGCCGCCACACCCUUCUCAACAAGGCCCGCCGCCGAAUGCGCACCAGAUGGGUGGAUCCUUUGGCAUCCCGCCUCCUCGAGCUCCUCCGGUCGCGAUCGGGCCGCCGAACGCGUUUCCUAGGGACCGCCAGCUCCCUGCCUUAGAGUCUCUGCCAAGGACCGGUUCUGGAAGCAGCAUGUCCAUCUCCUCCAUGCUUGGUGGCCCUCCACCAGCUCGCGAUCCCGGCGUUCCUGCCGGUCCAUACCCGCCUGGACCUCCCUCGGGCGUGUCAGGUCCGCCGUAUAACCAACCCAUGCAUGCAUCCCCCCGAAUGCACACGAUGGGAGGUCCAGGCCCCGACUUUGGCUUCCGCCGACCACAGACGCCCGACCGCCAUAGACUGUUCGACGGCCGCGAUCCUCGAGACCCGCGUGACCCACGAGACCCGCGCGAUCCUAGAGACCCCCGAGAUCCUAGAGGAGAUGCCAGGGACCCUAGAACGGGCAUCGCUGCGUCGCCCUCGGGUGGCUACACCCCGGAAGUGCAGCGUUAUGGUACACCGCAGGUCUACAGCAAUAGGGGCCCGCCGCUAACUGCUGCAGAACAAGCAAGGGAGCAGGCACGUAUGGCUGGGACUGGGGUGCCGCCGCGGCCCAACAGUCAGCCCAAAUCCUUCCCGAACGCUCCUCCGCCACGUCCAUUGGAAAUGGGCAGACCACCGCCAAACGACAUGUAUGGACAUAGGGAGGACAGGAGAGCGGUCGAAGAAUACAACCCCGAACGUCCCAUUCGAGUGCCCAACUACGAGGAACAGCGGUUCAUGACUGAGAGGGAACGGCAAGAGAGGGAGCGCCAGGAACGAGAAUUUCAAGAGAUGCGUGAGAGGGAGCGCCGCGAGAGGACCAUGUCGGGGAGUGACGCUGGACGGCCACACCCAAUGCAACAAGCCGAAUAUGCCCGCCAGAUGGAGCAUCAGAGAGCGCCUCCUCAGUUUGGCCGACCUCCUGAUCCACGAGAGCAAGGCCAUUGGCAUAGGCCGAGCUUUGAACAGCCGCGAGGCCCCUACGAUCAGCCCGGACACAUGCCCAGGCAUCCGCACGAGCAUCCGGUGACCACUGCGCCCCCGUACAGUGGCCACCCGUCGUAUGCGACGGGUCCGCCGCCGGAUCGAUAUCCUCCGUCGUCGCUCCCGCCCCAUCAACAACACGCCAUGGCAGCUCAUGGCCCGGGUCCUAUGCAGUUUGAGUCUCCGGAACAACGACAACGGAUGAAUAUGAUGCAUAUGGAGCAACGGCAACAACAGCAGCAGCAACAACAACAGCAGCAACACCAGCAUCCAUAUUAUAUGCAACACCAGCAGCUCCCCCCUCGCACCAGAGAAGACCAGCCAGUGCCCCCUCCGUCAGUCGCCUAUAGUGGUGUGGGUACGGGCUCGUUGUACGGUUCCCCGAGGACUCGUCAUAUGGAAGAACUGGCUCCCCCUGGACAUCAGCGGAACUUGUUGGGCAUUCAGGAGAUCAAUCGCAAGGGCCGCAUUUCGCCUUUGCCCCAGGCUGUCCAGGGUGCCCAACCCCAGCUGGCCGGCCCAACAGGCGAACCUGGUAUCAAGAGCGAGUUCGGACGCAUGUUUUCCGGAAUCGGUACCGGUGUUGGCGCUAUGAGCCCUAUUCCCACAGGAUUGGGAAUGCAGCAGCUUCCCUUUACUGGGUCCACCUUGAUGCGUCGUGAGGAUUCCGACGGAGUCCCACAACCUCAAGAAGUUGCCGAGCCUGGACCCAAGGGCCCUGGCCGUGGUAAACGUAGAAAGCUCAAGGACGACGAAUCCCGAAUGGACGAGGAUAGCACAGGGAGGUUGACUCCCGUGGGGGGUCGCGGCAAAAAAGCCAAGACUCAUCAUACCCACCACCAUCAUCACCAUCACCAUCAUCAUCACCGGCAUGAUCUCCAGCAAGGCCCUGGGCCUGCGCUCAUGGGGAAUACGCCGUUCAAGAACGUGACUGGGGCACCAUCCGUGCCUCCGCCCAAUGCAAUGCUUUCUAAGGAUUUGCCGACGACUCAUCAUCAUCACCAUGUCGUUCCUCGAUCGAUGCCUCAUCCCAGCAACGGUCCGGCCAAAGCAGCUCUGGUACAACCCCCGAGUCCUCCUCCGGUCCAGCUCCCCAAACCCAAGCAUGAGGUCAGAUCAAAAGACGUGCUGAAAAGCGUGGCCCAUCUUCCGCGGUCACACUUGGGUGAGGUUGUGUACGAUCCCAAGCUGUCGCCAUCGCGCAGGCAGGAUUCACGCACCAAACGGCCACCUCGUCAACCUUUCAAGUCGACCCCUCGGCCUUUGCCAUGGGAUUUGAUCCAGGGCAAGGAAAAUUGCACCUUGACGGUGAAGAUCAGCAAGGCCCAUCUCACCCCCGAAGCCCGGGAGGAGAUCACUGCCAGGAGAGCUCUCUGGGGUACCGACAUCUACACUGACGACUCGGAUGUAAUUGCUGCCUGCAUCCAUGCUGGUUGGUUCAGAGGCGAGUGGCCGGAGGAAGUGGAUACAGCCUUUCUGGGCUUGGACGAGGCAGUUAGUACCGCCUCGGACAUCCUCACAAGCAUGCGUAAUGGUCCUCAGGCGACCAAGGAUGAGGCUGGCUCGGAGGUAUACUCUCAACCCCCUCCGAAUGGCCCCAUGGCUGUGCCAGCCAACCGCGAUCUUCACGUGACCCUUCUCGUACUCCCCAAGCUCGAAAAGUACGCCUCCACCACGCGCUUCGGUAUCAUGAGCCGCGAAUGGGGCAGCGUCCUUGAAGAAGGCGACGGUAUUUACUCACGCUCGUCGCAUGACGGCCUCAGCUUCGCCAUCAUGGAUAUUCGCUGGCUGGUCAAUGGCGCGCAGCCCGUGAACCGACUGAGGGGUAAAGCCAGACGCGAAAGAAUCAACAAGACUCAUCGGGAGAUUGCACAAAGCCCGCCACUUUCGAGUUUCAACAAGCUGGGACAGAUUAGGCUGAGCGGGACGCCGCAGGAGCAGCGUGAGAAGGAGUCUGAUGAGGGUCAGCAGAGUAGCAAGUGGUGGCCGUCGGCCGGGACUGGCAGGAAGGCUGCGGCUGAUGAGGAUAAGGAGAAUCAUGAGCCGGAGAAGGAACCUGAGGAGCAGAGAGAGCAGGACCAGGAUGGGGAUGUGACGAUGGAAUUGGAGCCGGAGGCUCAACCGGUGCAGGAAAAGGAGAAGAGUCAAGAAAAGGAAGACGAGAGGGCUGAAAGUGAAAAGGAGGAUGUCGAGAUGACCGAUAAGCCUGCUGAGACCGAGGAGACAGAAAAGGCAGUCGAGGAAGACAAGGAAGUGGAAACAGCUGGCGAGCCGGAGCCGGAGCCGGAGAAGGAGAAGGAGAAGGAGAAGGAGCCGGAGCCGGAGAAGGAAGCCGAGCUCGAGAAAGCCGCUACCCCUCAACCAGAAGCAAAGGAGGCCGAGUCCGAGCCCAAGCCAGUCAAGGAAGCCGAACCCCAGCCCGAGUCUCCAGCGGUUUCCAACCUUGAUGCCCCAGCUAAACCUCCCGCAGAAGUCGAAAAGACUCCUGCACCGGAACCGGAGACGGAAACGGCGGACGAUAACGACGAUACCAUCGUUGAGGAGCCGGAGGAGGCAGUGGAGGAACCAUCAACGCCGGUAGAGGCAGUCAUUGAAGAGGCUUCUCGACCUAUCCCUGAACCCGAGGUCGUAAAGGCUGUGGUCACGGAGACCAUCACGGAGGUUAGGGAGGCUACGGUACCGCCUGCGGUCGUUGCGGAAGAGUCGGCUAAGGCUGCCUCUCCCGCCGCGCCUGUCGCUCCUGCUGCAGAUGGUGAUCAGGCUGCUGCUGCUGAGCACGACGCAGCUGACGCCGCCGCUGCGGCCAUCAUCACCACGAUUACUAGUACGACCACCACUGCCACUACACCGCUGCUCCUGUCGCUACCCGGUCCCUGCGAUUGA